Molecule: messenger RNA, 954 nt
Organism: Penicillium cataractarum
Lineage: Eukaryota; Fungi; Ascomycota; Eurotiomycetes; Eurotiales; Aspergillaceae
Exons: 1
Coding region: 1-954 (317 amino acids)
Source: RefSeq, a predicted model, not a curated record
AUGGUCUUCGACCCCUCCCUCCCGCCUAUGCGUGAUUCCACUUCCCCCUUCAUCACCUCAGCGUGGGAAACUCUCCUAGAACACUACCCUGGCGACCUUGGGACUAUUUGUAGCGGUAUCCUUACAUUCGGUUGCCGUCUCGGUUGUACGACCCGGCCGACAGACCGUCGAACUCCGAACCACCGCAUUGACGAACCCUCUCUUAUUACCCAGAAGCUCUCCCAUGACCUAUCAAGUCGUCGGGUGCAAUUAUCCACGGGUCCCGUUGUUGUUUCCCCGCUAGGGCUGGUGCCUAAACACGACGGGGGCUGGCGCCGGAUCCAUGACCUUUCCUACCCACACGGUCGCAGUGUCAACGAGUCUAUCCCUGACUCCGCCUCUGCUAUACAAUAUAUCUCUAUAGACAACAUCUUCUCCCUUAUACGCACGUCCGGUCGAGGAUGCUACAUCAUCAAACGCGACAUUAAGGAUGCCUUCCGCAAUAUCCCCGUCGCCCCGGCUGACCGACCCCUCCUAGCCUUCUCGUGGGAUGACAAGACAUAUAUAGAGUGCUGCCUUCCAUUCGGCCUUACAACUGCACCCUUCAUCUUCAACCUGUUUGCCGAGGGUCUUAACUGGCUCCUAACUGCCUAUUUGCCCUUGGCCUCUAUCGUGCAUUACCUUGAUGAUUUCAUCGCUAUUUUCCCUUCCUCCGUAGGAAGUCUCUCGAAAGCUCUUACCACUUUCAAUACCGUAUAUAUUCCUCUUACGGAUGCGCUGGGCAUCCCACGGAAUGACUCGAAAGACGCCGCGGGUACCGUGGUCAGUGUCCUUGGGGUCGAAAUCGACACGUCACUUCUGCAGGCCCGCAUGCCUCACGACAAGCUAACACGCGCAUCUUCCGAAGCCGCGUCGCUACCACAGCUAGAUCGUGUCUCGCAUAAAGCUUUGCAACGUGUCGUCGGUUUCCUCUAA